AGAGCCGUGGGAGAGGAUGGCCAGGUGACGUAUUGCUACUUCAAUCGCCUGGCCAGAAAACCUCAAAAUCCCAGGAAUCCCAUUUUGGCUGUUUCUGCAGAGCCCCCAGUGGGGAAGGUGACCCGCAAGGUGGUGGAUGAAUGCCUGGAGAUCCUUACCUGCCAGGCCUUUGGCUUCUACCCCAAGGAGAUCCAGGCCACCUGGAAGAGGGACGGAGAGAUCUGGGAACACGAGACCUUCCAUAGGAACGUGGCCCCCAACUCAGACGGGACCUAUUAUGUCCAGCUCAGCAUUGACAUCAACCCCAAGGAGAGGGACCGUUUUCGGUGUCACCUGGAGCACGAGGGUUUGCAGGAGCCCCUGGACUUGGCUUUCAAGGAGGAAACAGGUGAGAGGCUGAUGGGGUUGUGA
This is a messenger RNA of Notechis scutatus (mainland tiger snake), 411 nucleotides long. The record is from RefSeq and is a predicted model, not a curated record. Lineage: Eukaryota; Metazoa; Chordata; Lepidosauria; Squamata; Elapidae.